AUGACCUUGAUGGAAGGAUUAAUGUUGGUACCACCCGAAAGGGGUACAAUUAUUGGAAGAGCAGUAUGGAAGCCUCGAUAUGUUGUCCUUGGUUCCGGAGCACAUCUACAAACACAAACCGAACUCCUCGAAAAAGCAAAUUCAAAGAAGGGAAAAACAAUCAAAUCUGCAUCUACAAAACCAAGCUUGGUGGAUUUGGGAAAGGGAUCAGAAGGAUUAUUCAUUUCAAUCUACAAGGCAAAGGGCGACUGGGAAUACAUUGCGCAGUACCCAAUAUCUUCUUUUAAAUCCUGCGAAAUUCGUGCAUUAACACAUCGAAAACAAGCCACACCAUUGCCCACGCUUGUGUUGGAAUUCAAACCAGAUUCGAUAUCAGAAAAGCAACGAAAAAGAAGAUCAAGUCGAACAGGGGGAUUAACUUCAAACAAGGAUUCACAAUGGCUGGAUACACUUCUAUUUCGAUCAGUUCCUGAGGAUCGCAAUAAUAUUUACGAUUGGCAGAUUACUAUCAAACCAAGAUUGCAAAUUGAUGAUAAUGAAGAAAGUCCAAUGAGUCCUUUAAGUCCAAUAUUCACAUCUUUCACCAAUCCAUUUUCACCAAGAGAUCCAAGACCUUCAUCUCGAAAUGGUAGACAAGAUCAACAAGCUCGACCACUUUUCCAAUCCUCGGGACCAUGCGCUCAAACCUCAAGAGAUCGUCCCACAGCAUUAAUAUCUCCUUCUCCCAGUCUUCGUUCCCAUCGCUCGGACAUUUCUUCUCAAGCAAGUUCAUCUCAUCCAUUAACGGGUUUCACAUCAGCUCAUCCACAGCCCAUCAAUACAAAUUUGCCAACGGAUCUACCCUCACCUGUUUCUGUUUCUGGUUAUGAUAAUUUUAUCGAAGGAUGGACCACGGCGCAAGGAAGAUCAUCGGCAUUAUCUCAUCACACUAGAGGAAGUAAUAGCAUUGCUUCCGCUAUUGCACCUCCAAUUACCUCACCUAUCACAACAUCACCUGGACCAAGAGAAACAAUUUUGGAUAGAGCAUUUCAAAUGAGAUGUAUACCUGGAAGUGAAAGAUUGAAGGAUGAAGAGGAGAAAGUUAGUAGUAUUGCUCGAUUUGAAGCAUUAAUGAGAGAACAAGAUGAGAGGUUAUUACAAAAAUCAGCGACUGAUAGGGAUGGAAAGACAUAG
Sclerotinia sclerotiorum 1980 UF-70 is the source of this 1173-nucleotide messenger RNA. RefSeq lists its product as hypothetical. The transcript is spliced from 3 exons. The coding region runs from base 1 to 1173 and encodes 390 amino acids. NCBI's taxonomy places the organism in Eukaryota, Fungi, Ascomycota, Leotiomycetes, Helotiales, Sclerotiniaceae. The record is from RefSeq and is a predicted model, not a curated record.